Molecule: messenger RNA, 1784 nt
Organism: Durusdinium trenchii
Lineage: Eukaryota; Dinophyceae; Suessiales; Symbiodiniaceae
Source: the annotation of a GenBank genome assembly
GAUGAAUUCAACGGUGCAAGGCCGGCGGUGUUGGUCUAGACAACCCUCAGCAGCAAGACGCGGGAUUUGUUACUGGAAAGGUAUGACAAGGUCAUGAGGUCAUUGCGCCUGGCCUAGCAUCGCCGGGAUUUGUUUCGUCUUUGUGAGCAAUUGGUUUGUGCCUUUGGUAUGUUCCACCGUUGCAGCAUCAAUACCGCCUCCUCGCGCCGUGACAGCUGUCAAGCCAUUUGACUGCCAGAAGAUGAUCGCGGAUGACCAAUCAAAGCAGGUAGAAGGUGGAGAGUUGCUGCUGCAGGUGGGAUUGUCUGGAAGGUUCGUCUCACUCCACGGGGUCAUGGACAGCAUGACGGUCUUGGACAUCAAGCAUCAAGCGCGUGACGAGGUAGCCAAGCUCUUGGGCAAAGAGUUCUUGUCUACCGAGUUGAUGUCCUUGCUACCUGGCGAGGGAGUGGAAGCCCUGAAGAAUGAAGUAAAGGUGGAGGACUUGAAGGUCUCCAGCGGCUCCACCUUGCGUGUCAUCGUGGACAGCACGCCGCCGCGCAACGUCUUUGGCCUGGAAUUGUCGGACCGCAACCAUUUUGAAGGGGGCAUAGACUCGCCGCUGGUGAGUGCUCUGCUGAAAUGGCUUCGCGAGGGCGGUGCAGCGCCUGGUCGUGGAAAAGAUGAACAACAGAAAGUCGUGAGUCACUUCAUGUCCUUGUACUUUGACAUUUCGACGGAGGGUGACCUUGUGAAAGAGCAAGGUUUCAAGGAUGAAGAUCCAAAGUUUUACUUUGGCUUUGUUCGCUCCUUAUGCUCGGAUGUUGGGAAGUUUGUCAAGACCUUGCAGUCAAAGAAUGCAUCCGGGCAACUCCCGUGCAAUGGCACGGCAAGCUUAAGCCUCAUGGCCUACUGUUCUCGUCACCGAGAGUGCGAGGGCUGUCAUGGUGCGACACAGCACCCUUCGAAUUGCAUGCUGAGUGGCUUGAGCAACAGCCUCAACCCAACAGUGGAAGGUAAAUGCCCGGGUUCUGUGAAGGAUUCCGAGCAUGCCAAGAAGCUUUUCAAGGACAUCGAACACUGCUCCGGCUCCGUUGAGGAGAUGGUGGCGCUCAAACAGGCAGCUCGGAUGUUGGCUUUGCUGAGUUCAUUGGUGGAGGAACUCAAGAAGUGCCAACUUGUGGGUGGCCAUGACAUCAAGUUGCGUCCUUCGGGUGCUCCAUACGACACACCUGUAAGAUGCAAUCGCAAGCGUUUGGACUCUCACGCUGAACGGAGGCUGGCUGAGUUUGUUCAGAUCUUUGAAGGAAUUAAAGAUCUGUUCUGCAGCUAGGGCCUAGGACAUGAUGCGUGUCAGAACACUUCUAAGGGUACCAUAAUGUGCCAUAGAGUACCCUUGGGUUACUGUUCCUAUGUGUUCCUAUGUGACGUGCCAGCCACCGUGCUGGCAGAAGAUCCUGGGCGAAAAAGGAACGCCAAUGAGCCAAGUCAGCUCCGGCCGUUUCUGACCCAAAGAGGUCCAGCGGCGCAGCGGUGGCACGGGUGGCUUUCUACUGUAACCAUUGCGACACUCAUUACGACAAAGUGACUAUGCCGUGCUAAACCUCGUCAUCCUUCGACAGGUUGGUAUCCUGUGAAUCUUUGGAUCUUUGGUUUUGACCCUUCAAUCCUCUUCAAUCUUGAUAUCCGGAAAAUUGGAACUUUAGCACGCAUUUGGCUUCAAUGGUUGCUCAUGGGCCUAUGCAAACUAACUAUAUACAUAUUUCUUCGCAGAGUUUGCAGGAGUGUUUCACCGUCAUGUCCAC